Cylindrotheca closterium is the source of this 1482-nucleotide messenger RNA. The record is from the annotation of a GenBank genome assembly. Lineage: Eukaryota; Bacillariophyta; Bacillariophyceae; Bacillariales; Bacillariaceae.
AUGUCUAAUGGAGCAAGCUCCAAAGGGACCGAUUCCCAAACUGCCCCAACGCAGAAAUCAAGCGAUGCCAGUAAAGGAAUCUAUCCAGCUGGCGAAGUAAGCUCUUUAUCGUAUACGGAUCUGUGUGCCGGACCAAGCUCCAAUGGGAGUGAAUCUCGAACUGCAGAAACACAGAAGUCAAGUAAUGCCAGUAAAGGAAGCUAUCAAGAUGGCGAUAUAAACUCUUCGUCGUCUCGGCAUGAUGCGAGUUACAGCACCGCCAAUUCGCAAUCAAGCAAGCAAAAUGAGCUUGGGGUCAAAAUGGCGCAGCUCGGACUGUUUGGACGGAACAAGGAGAUCAAGACCAUCCGUAAAUGUCUGGAUGAUCUUGUGGCCACUGGUCAAAAGAAGCUCCUUUAUAUUUCGGGUCUCUCGGGUACUGGCAAGACAGCGCUUGCCGUCACAGUGGCGGAUGCAGUUGCCAAAAAGAAAGGGAUCUUCUCCAUGGGGAAGUUCGACCAAAAGCUCCGAGGCGAGCCGUACGCUGGUAUCGCAGCUGCUGGAAGACAUAUCUGUGGAGAGAUUCUUCAUCUCAAGCAUUCAGGCGAGCAGAUGGGUUCUUUGUCUUUUGAAGACAUUCAAGAGACGAUCAUCGAAAAGGUUGGACCUGAAUUGGCCACGCUUAUCCUCAUCCUACCUGAAAUCGAGGAUAUUGUUGGCGACUCUUCGGAGUAUCUCGCCCAGGAUGAUCCACAGGGGGGAGAUCACGGUGCGAACAAAGAACGUUUGAACGGUGCCAUCAGAAGUUUCUUUCGUACAAUAGCUUCCUUUUUCAAUCCACUCGUCAUGGUAUUGGAUGAUAUUCAGUGGGCCGAUCUACCAUCCAUCAACCUGAUGGAAGUAUUGAUGACUGACAAUUCCAGCAACAACUUUAUGCUCAUCGCUCUUUACAGAUCAAACGAAGUAGAUGGCUCCCAUGUCGUGAACAAAUUGAUCCGAAAUCUUGAUGAGAAACAGGACGAGUACGACUACGAUACCACAAAAAUCGCGGUCGGGGACCUGAAGGUGGAACAAGUCGAGGAGAUCUUGGCUGGUAUUUUUCAAAUUCCAUGCUAUCGAACGUCCGACUUAGCUGAGAUCGUCCAUCAGAGGACUGGAGGGAAUGCCUUCUUUGUUCUCAAUUUCAUUUAUAUGCUCAGCAAUGAAAAGCUCAUCGCAUACUCGAGAGCCGAGAAAAGUUGGGUGUGGGAUGAAAAUCAGAUUGAGCUCGAGACGGUUGCCAGUGACAAUGUUGUCAGCCUCCUCAAGGAGAAAAUGAAGAACUUGCCCCCGAAGAUGCAGGAAGUGCUGCAGCUUGCAGCUUGUCUUGGAGCAAGCUUUAGAGAGGACUUUCUAUCAAGAGUGGUCAAGGACUAUUUCAAGGAAAGACCGUUGAAGCCAAACGAGCUAUCCAAAUGGUCUAACGUAGACGGAAGAAAGCGGUCGAACCAAUGGACUCAAUAA